CCUAAUUCCUCACGAAGUCUCCUAACCAUCUUUCCUUGACCCCGUGACGUUUUCCACAGACGCCAAUGAGUAGUGGUUAGGAACAGACGUCAGGAGGUGUUUCCUUUUGACCAUUCGAAUCACACCGUAGUUUGGUCCACCUCUGAGUGGAGUUAUUGAGUUCUAGCAGAAAAGGAAACGAAACUCAACACCGUCAUCUAGAAGGAAUGUGACGGAUCAUGUUUGAUGUUUGUGGUUUCCACCUGUCUCUGUGCCAGUGGUAAACGCCCCAAUGACCCACCUUUGGUUCCUAUCCCCAACCCGCCCAUAGAGAGAAAGACACUGCAGCUGUGACAGGAAUCAAUCCAAACCAGCAAUGGACAUCACACCUGCAGCUACUCCCACUGAUGCUGGAGCUAAAAAUACAAAAAAGGUGCAGUUCAACAUACGUGCAACGUAUAGGAGACCGAAGAUAAUGAGAGGAGUACAUCUUAAGAGAACAAUAGUUGGAAUGCUUAACAGCAUAGUUUGGUCCAACCCUUGGGUGUGGUUGUUGACUUCCACCUGAUGAUGCGGAGAAAAGGAAACGAAACUCAACACAGCUGCUUUCCAGCGUUUCAUAGAGAGAGAAAGUUGACGACUCAGAUUGGAACAUUUAGCACAUCCAUUCGGUUCAUAUCGUAACCAUACAGGUGAUACAAUUGGGAACCGAAGACAUCAAACGACCACGAGGAACAUGUCUGCUGCAAGGAAGGAGCUUCAGGAGGCCAUGUGCUGCUACAUCAACGACACCCUCCUCUACAUCAGCACAGUGAGAGAGUUCUGUGAGCGGGUCCAUGAGUGGAGGCUUGGCAGGGAGACCGAGUUGCACAUGAUGAUGGACAUCAAAGAAAGGGCCGACGACAUCGACCUAAGCAUCGACCACGUCACCAAGUCGGAGGACAAAUUUGGGGCUUUCUUUCGGUACUUAGAGAGCAAGUUCACCCAGGUGACUGCAGACAGCAGGUGCACCGAGCUGGAGGCGGAGCUGGCUGCCGUGCUGAAGGACACUCUGGGAGGUCUGGAGAAGCUCCACUGCUUCCUGGACGCAGUGGAGAACCUGGCGGUCACCUCCCUUCAUGUUUUUACGUGUGAGAACUCCAUGUUGCAUCUGCCAGAAGGGAUCCGCCCCCAAGACGUUCAGGUUGUGAUCGCCGCUGCACGGAUGACCUGCUCCCUCCUCAUCGAGUUCAGAAGAGAUGCAACAGCCUUCUUCCUUCCUAAACUUCAGAAUGUGAAGGUGCUCUCAUAUCAGCUGGACAAGUACAUUAAGUCCACGCAGAAAGUCUGUGGGACGUUAGAGAAAAGCUCCCUCAGUGAAUUCUGCAUAGAGAUGAACAACGAAACCCUGGUGGAUCUCGAUGUGGAUUUGUCUGAAGAUGAUAUUCAGAGGAUGCUUCGUCACAUUAAGAAGCUGGAGGAAAUCAGGAUGAACCAGAGCUUCCGGACGGUGUUCUUGUUUCAGGGGGAAUCUUCUAACUUCACCUCUGAGUUCAAAGAGCGCAGGCCUCGGAUGCUUCAGUUUCUGGAAGACCUGGAGGAGAAUGCUGUUCAGCUGGACCGGAUGAAUAAAGGGGCAAAGAUCUCCAGUGUGGUAGGCAGCUCAGUGGGGGCAGCUGGAGGUGUGCUUUCCAUCAUUGGUUUGGCAUUGAUUCCUGUAACAGCUGGAGUGUCUCUCGCUCUCACAAUGACUGGGGUCGGGAUGGGAGUCACCAGCGGAGUCAACGGAUUGGUCACCACUGCCACAGAGAUGGGUGUAAACCACACACACCAAAAGCAAGCCAGGGAGGUCUUCCAGAGCUUCAUGGAGGAUGUGCAGAUUCUCCAGGAUUGUCUGGAGGAGGUCAGCCAAAAGGUUACUACCCCAGAAGAGGUGGUUCUGGGAGGAGGCACGGUGCUCUGCAGAGUUGGUGCCAUUGGAACAGGCAUCGAUGGACUUGUGGAUGCGGCCGCAGCUCUUAAGAUGCUAAAGAGUGAAGACCUGAUUGUAGGUGCUGGCAAAGUGGCGAUGCAGGAAGGGAAAGCGCUGCGGAACGCGCCCAGGUUGGCGGCGGACCUCCCUGAUAUCGGUCAGGCGGCGGUCAAAGGGCCUCUGGCCCUCUCCAAUUCGGCAAGAGCCGGUCUCAUCGGGCUCAACGCUCUCUUCCUGGGCCUGGAUAUCUUCUUCAUCUGCAAAGACAGCAUCGGUCUGGCCAAAGGCUGCAAGACCGAAUUCUCCCAGUUCAUCAGAGCCAGAGCUGCACUUUGGCGCUCAGAGUUGGACUCGUGGCAGAAGAUCUAUGACUCACUGUGCAAAGGUCUGCGCACAGAAGAGGCGAAAACGGUAUCCCUGGAGACGCCAUUUUAUCCUGAGAAUGGUGAAAGUGCCGGUAACGAAUAUUUCAAGAAUAUUCCUUGUUGGAUUUUUUUCCUUAAAUUGUUUUUCUGUUAUUUUUGUCCUCUUGCUUUUGCAACAUCACAAUACAGACUUGACCAAUAAAAUGAAUUUGAACCCAAAAUACAGUUUUAAAAGUACUUGUAGUGGCCAUUCAUCCUUGGGACCAACAAAUCAUUACAUGCCAAAGACCACUGCUGCACCAAGUUUUGUUUCCCUUCACACAGUAAGAAAGUGGAUUGUCUGGGCGAUCUCUUUGUUUCGUAUUUACAGAAGCCACCAAACACAUACAAUACAACUUUGCUGCCUUCCUAUGCAGUGCAUGCUGGUCCUAUACCUGGCUAUGCCCUUAGAUAACUCCCAGUAAUUAACUAAAACUACACAUACUGACAAAAUGAUUAAACCAAAUUGACCACAAAAAGCUUAAUAUCUUAAUACUAUAUCUAAUAUUUAAGAAUAAAUAACUAAAUAACUGCUCCGACAGUACUCUCUCUAGUGUGUUUAACACUAACCGCCAUAAGGCUUCUUUGGAUUUUGUCUGUCCCUCCUGCUGACCUUCAUGAGGUGCAACUGAAGCUUCCUGAUGUUGUGCAUCACACUCACCUCGACACAGAUGUUGAGCUAAGAAAGGAUGCAUGUUGUUUCAGAGUGUUAGAGGAAGCUGAAGCACAAUGAUGUCUGGUAUAUUGCUGAUAUCAGCAUCUUUAAAUCCUUGAGUAAAUAAUCCAUGCUGCUGUGCUCUGGUUGUUUUCUGCAGAGUUUCUGCUGCUAAACGCAGAACUAUUUGGAGCGUUUGCAUAAUUAGGCAGAUGCUAACGGCUCUGAAUUAGGUUUCCAUUGAUAUUGAUGGACUUGACCUUAUGAGACCUUUAAUUUGUUUUAUUUAGGAUAU
Molecule: messenger RNA, 3284 nt
Organism: Pungitius pungitius (ninespine stickleback)
Lineage: Eukaryota; Metazoa; Chordata; Actinopteri; Perciformes; Gasterosteidae
Exons: 4
Coding region: 716-2497 (593 amino acids)
Biological process (GO): lipid transport; lipoprotein metabolic process
Cellular component (GO): extracellular region; membrane
Molecular function (GO): lipid binding
Source: RefSeq, a predicted model, not a curated record